AUGACGUCGUUAACAAGCCAUGUUUAUGUGGAUCAGCGAGAUAAUGCUGAUAUUCUUGAUCUUACUCGUAAUAAAUUCAAGAAUCUGGACUUCUUGUCAGAAUUCCCUAACCUUACCUCUUUGAUCUUGGACCGUAAUGAGCUGGAUUCAGAAACUAUACUUCCACAUCUGCCAAAUCUCCAGCUUCUUUGGCUGAAUUAUAAUAAGGUAGAUGAAUUAUUCCCAUUCAUACGAAAUCUACAGAGAAGCUGCCCUAAUCUGAAAUUUCUUAGUAUGAUGGGAAAUCCUGCUGCUCCAAGUUACUUGAAUGGUGGAACAGUGUAUGAACAUCUUCAGUACAGAUUGUUUGUAAUAUCCUGGUUUCCUCACCUGGUUCACAUGGAUGAUCGAUACGUGACGAUUCAUGAAAAGAAGGAGGCGAACAGAUUAUUCUGUCGACCCUUUUUGGAACGUUUAGCAAUGCGUGGUGGAGUAUUCGAUACUAUCAGUUCAGUACUGCUGGCUAUAGAGAGGUACUUCCAUAGAGGCCACAACCGCAGCACUGUUAUUUGAAGUGUGUAUACCAGUAAGUGGAAACUGAAGAUGAUAACAAGUUUUAUUUCACUUAGGGAAAACAUGAUUUGUGAUCCCUCGGUGCUUGUUUGGAGUCCAUUUUCUUUUUAAUGCUAUGCACAAGGCUGUAAAUAAUGAUUCAUUUCUGCAACAAAAGGAAUCUCAGUUGGUGUUUACUAUACUGACCUUAUGUCUACAAAAAAAAAGGAAAAAAAAAAAAAAAAAAAAAAAGACUAUCCGUAAAAUCAAAUGACUGGAUAAAGAAUACAGUUGUUGCUCAAACUGACAGACAUUAGCAGCAGUUCACAUGAUAUUCCUUUAUCUCCAAAUCUGAAUAUAUCUCAUGACUUCUUCUUUGCACGUCUAGUUUUCAUCCCCAAAUGUUACCAAUAAACCGUAUGGAUAAAAAACUUUUGCUAAAAAAUUUUCCAGCAGUUUGAAGUGAAGUGUGUGUUUCACUGUUAUCAUUCUGUGAAAAGAUUUGUUGUUACUGUUGUUGCACAGUGUAUUGUUGUUGCUCAAGUAAUUAUGUUAUAAGAGGAGGCAAUGAACUUUUUAAAUUUUUUUACUGAAAUCUGUGUACACAGGCUUUUGAAAACAUUUUUUAAUAAAAGGAAGAAAUUAAAGAUUAA
Molecule: messenger RNA, 1184 nt
Organism: Schistocerca cancellata (South American locust)
Lineage: Eukaryota; Metazoa; Arthropoda; Insecta; Orthoptera; Acrididae
Product: leucine-rich melanocyte differentiation-associated protein-like
Exons: 5
Coding region: 1-552 (183 amino acids)
Source: RefSeq, a predicted model, not a curated record